AUGCUUUUUGUCACAGUCGCGGCGGCGACCUUGCCGAGUGUACCGCUGGACUUUGCCGGGAAUCGUGACAGGAUUCUAGAGUCCAUCAGGAUCGCAAAACAGAAGGGAGCGACCCUCCGCACAGGGCCCGAGCUCGAAAUCCCGGGAUAUGGAUGCCUCGAUCACCACCUCGAAGGCGACACGUUCCUUCACAGUUGGGAAGUGCUGGCAGAGAUCAUCUCAGAUCCGGUCUGCAAAGACAUCCUUGUGGACUUGGGCAUGGGGGUCCGUCAUCGAAAUGUGAGAUAUAACUGUCGUGUGCUUUGCACCUACAAGCGUGUGCUUCUCAUUCGCCCGAAGAUGUCGUUGGCAAACGAUGGUCUCUACCGCGAGGCUCGUCAUUUCACCGCUUGGCCCAAGAAGAUGCAGAUCGAAACGUAUUACCUCGAAGCCAUCAUCGAGAAGGUUACUGGCCAGCACACAGUGCCUAUUGGUGAUGCCAUCCUGUCAACUCUCGAUACGGCUGUGGGCUGCGAGACGUGUGAGGAACUAUUCACGCCUUCGAAUCCGUCGACCUACAUGGGCUUGAACGGUUGUGAAAUCAUUCUCAACAGUUCGGCAUCUCAUGCAGAGCUUCGAAAGCUGCGGACACGUUUAGACCUCAUUUCCAAUUCCACGAGGAAGCUGGGCGGUAUCUACGUCUAUGCCAAUGCCACCGGAGUAGAUGGAGAGGCCCGUAUGAUGUACGAUGGCUCAUCAAUGAUUCUGAUCAACGGCAAGGUCCUGGAACAGGGAUCCCAAUUCUCUUUGGCACCUGUGGAAGUGAUUGUGGCCACCAUCGACAUUGAAGAGGUCCGAAGUUUCCGCUGCAGCAUCUCCAGGAACGUUCAAGCUGCAGCACAACCUGAAUAUCCUCGAGUGGAGUUCGACUUUCGAUUAUGUCGGCCAAUUGACGAGGUGAUCCUGUCAGACACGCUCAAGAUUUCACGAGAAAAGGAACUACGAAUUCUUGAUCCAAUGUCGGAAAUUUGGAUGAGUACUUCAGUAUAUCUUUGGCAAUACCUUAGUCGAACAAAUUCAGCAGGUUUCUUCCUGAGUCUUUCGGGUGGCUUGGACAGCUCUACCGUUGCGCUUUUCGUCUAUGGGAUGGCUCGACUUGUUCUUCAAUCCAUAAAGGCGGGGGAGGAGACGACCUUGGCAGACCUUCGACGGGUGACUGGGCUGAAAGACCUUGUUCCCAAGACACCGGAAGAGAUUGUCGAUCUCCUGCUCACCACCUGCUACCAGGGGACGGUGAACUCUUCUGAUGAGACGAGAUCUAGGGCGAAGAGGCUGGCAGAAAGACUGGGCGCCUACCACUUGAACAUUUCUAUCGACGCGGCAGUCGAUGCUCACCAGACCAUCAUCCAGAAUGCUUUGCAGUUUACGCCCAAAUAUUCGGUCGAAGGCGGUACGCAAGCGGAGAACCUCGCAUUACAGAACGUGCAAGCCCGGAGUCGCAUGGUUGUACAGUAUUCACUGGCGCAGUUGGCGACGACCGCGCGAAAGCUCCCGCGGGCUGGCUCGGCAUUACUCGUCCUCACAAGUGGGAAUGUGGACGAAAACCUUCGUGGUUAUUACACGAAAUACGAUGCAUCGUCCGGCGAUCUGGCACCGUUGGGCAGUAUCUCCAAGAACGAUGCGAAGAGAUUCCAAAAGUGGGCAAGAGAAACCUGGGACCUCCCGAUCAUGACGGAGUUUAUUGAAGCGACACCUACUGCCGAGCUUCUCCCACUUUCAGCGGGCGUGCAGGACGACGAAUCCGAGAGCGAAAUGGGUAUGAGCUACGAGGAGCUCUCGGUGUUUGGCAUCUUACGACGGGUCGAGAAGCUGGGUCCUUGGUCGUCGUAUGUUCGCUUGCUGUACCAAUGGCAAGACCGGCCGGGCAUGAGCCCACGCAAGAUCGCCGAGAAGGUCUGCCACUUCUUCCGAUUCUAUUCGAUGAAUCGACACAAGGCCACCAUCAUUACUCCGUCGAUCCAUCUCUCCGCUUACAAUCCCGAUGAUAACAGGCACGAUCUCCGACCUUUCUUGUACGUCGUCAACUGGCCGUAUCAGUUCGACAAGAUCAUGAAGCACGUCGAGUUUCUGGAGGCCAAGCAGCGGAAGUAG
Messenger RNA from Capronia coronata CBS 617.96, 2130 nucleotides. RefSeq names its product NAD+ synthase (glutamine-hydrolyzing). Lineage: Eukaryota; Fungi; Ascomycota; Eurotiomycetes; Chaetothyriales; Herpotrichiellaceae. Gene Ontology annotation, cellular component: cytoplasm. Gene Ontology annotation, biological process: NAD+ biosynthetic process. Gene Ontology annotation, molecular function: NAD+ synthase (glutamine-hydrolyzing) activity; glutaminase activity; ATP binding. The record is from RefSeq and is a predicted model, not a curated record. The transcript has 13 exons. The coding region runs from base 1 to 2130 and encodes 709 amino acids.